Molecule: messenger RNA, 1791 nt
Organism: Onthophagus taurus
Lineage: Eukaryota; Metazoa; Arthropoda; Insecta; Coleoptera; Scarabaeidae
Source: RefSeq, a predicted model, not a curated record
AUGAAAAUUCAUUCUGUAAGCCAACUUAUAUUAUCAAAUGGUGAUAAAUGCGUUUAUUACGCCGCAUUUGUGAGCGAUUCAACCUCUUCGGUCACUACUGACAAGAAUGGACUAGCUUUAACAGUUGCUGUAACAGAAAAUUUUCCUGAUGCCUUUGGGCCACUUUCUUGUACCAUGGUUCCAGAUAAACAAGAUGUAAUAAUUGCAGCUCUAGAGUGCCUUUGUAAACAUGAUAUAAAUCUUAUUUUAACAAUGGGGGGCAGUGGAUUGCAAGUCACCGAUAUAGCAAUGCUAUCACGAGCCGUUUUUGGAAUUAAAGAUAAUUCUGUGAUUGUAAAUUUACCCAACAAUUUAAAUAACGCAUUAGAAUGCUUUGGAUUUAUAAAAUAUGUUGUACCACAGUUAAUUGAUUUAGUCACACAUCAAAAUACAGCUGUUAAAACUGCCAAUUCAGAAAUCAAAUCAGACGAGGAAGUAGUGAAAAUUAAUGAAGAAAAUUAUGAACCAAGUUGUUUCCAACUUUUACCGACAACACGGUUAAGCAAUGUUUCUUCGUACGAAAUUGUUAAAUUUAAUGAGGCUCUUGAUAUUGUUCGUAAUUACACUUUAAAGUAUCUCGCUAAUGUCGAAGAAAUUGCGAUAGAAGAGUCUCUUAAUCGAAUUUUAGCUCCCGAUGAUAUAUUAUACAAACGUUUGGAUUUAAUAAUUAGAACAUCAGAAACGAAUGGAUACGCUAUGAUAGCUUCAGAUGAUAAAAGUGAACGUUCAUUAAUAACUAGUUUUACUAACCACGAUGAUUUGUCACCAUUUGUUCUUCAUCCUGGAGAAGCUGUACGAAUUAACGCUGGAAACUGCCUACCAAAGGGAGCUGACGCUGUUGUACCCAUUGAUGACGUUGUGGUUAAAGAACUUAAAAAUGAAAUUAAAAUUAUCACUAAAAAUGCUCCAAAAUGUGGUAAAUACAUAAAAUCAAAACAAGUUGAAUUUACAGCUAGAAACGUCAUUACUUCCACUCAUAUUGGAAUAUUAACAGCUUUAGGUCAUUCAAAAAUUAAAGUUUACAAGCGUGCACGUGUUGGAAUACUAUCAACAGGUGAUGCAUUGUGUUUAAAUAUUGAUAAAGAUGUAAACGGUGCCCAUGUCACAAAUAGUAAUAAUUUAGCAUUAUUGAAUUUUUUGAAAACUUUUGGAUAUUCUGCAAAUGAUCUCGGAACUGUAAAUCAUGACCCGAACUUGUUAAAACGAGCAUUACGGAAGGCUUUCUCUCAUCAUGAUGUAAUAAUAACAACAGGAGGCGUUUCCCAGGCUGAACAUGAGGUAAUGAAGAACGUUUUAAGCUUAGAUUUUGGAGCUACUAUUCGAUUUGGUCGAGUUGAUAUAGAGCCAGGGUAUUGGACAACUUUUGCGACGUGUUCCUUUAACGGUUCCACAAAGUUUAUAUUUUCCCUGCCGGGAAAUUUUAAUGCGGUUUUGGUAACUAGUAGAUUAUUUGUUAUACCAGCUUUACGCAGAUAUGAGAACGCAAUAGAUGACACGUAUCGUAUAUAUAAAGUAGAAGUGAAUCAUCGUAGAUCGCGACAUUUCUGGAGUGGUGAACGAACGCGUUUUAUGAAAACCGCCAUAACAUUGAAAACUGAUAGCUCAUCAGCCAAUAAAUUUCUUGCAGUAUUUAAAGACGACAUCAAUUGUAGUCUUUCUUAUAGCAAUGCUGCAUUAAUAAUUAUUCCUGAAAACAAACUUAUUAAUAAUAAAGUGACUGUUAUUUUAGAUGGCAUUAUGUUGUACAGGUAA